Emys orbicularis (European pond turtle) is the source of this 3192-nucleotide messenger RNA. RefSeq names its product pleckstrin homology and RhoGEF domain containing G5 (gene PLEKHG5). Bases 88 to 3192 code for a protein of 1034 amino acids. Gene Ontology annotation, cellular component: axon; endocytic vesicle; plasma membrane. NCBI's taxonomy places the organism in Eukaryota, Metazoa, Chordata, Testudines, Emydidae. The record is from RefSeq and is a predicted model, not a curated record. Gene Ontology annotation, biological process: Rho protein signal transduction; endothelial cell migration. Gene Ontology annotation, molecular function: guanyl-nucleotide exchange factor activity. The transcript is spliced from 20 exons.
GUAUGUCACCAUGCGGAGUGCCAGCAGCUGAACCACAGCAAUCCCUUGAACCUGUGUGAGGCCUGUGACCGCAAGUUCCACGGCACCAUGCACUUCGAUGGGCACAUCCGCUUCGACCUGCCCCCCCAAGGUUCCAUUCUGGCCCGGAACGUAUCCACGCGCUCAUGCCCCCCACGCACCAGCCCUGCCUCCGACGUGGAGGAGGAGGACGAAGGGCUAGUGGAUGGGAAAGGGGACAAGAAGAGCUCGGCGCUGAAGCUCCCCAAGAAGAAAGCCCGGCGCAGACACACGGAUGACCCCAGUAAAGAGUGCUUCACCCUGAAGUUCGACUUGAACGUGGACAUAGAAACAGAGAUCGUCCCGGCCAUGAAGAAGAAGUCCCUGGGGGAGGUGCUGCUGCCGGUGUUCGAGAGGAAAGGCAUCGAGCUGGCGAAGGUGGAUAUUUAUCUGGAUCAGUCCAACACGCCUCUGUCACUCAGCUUCGAAGCGUACCGCUUCGGGGGACACUACCUGAGGGUGAAAGGUGCGUCCCGUCCGGCCCCGCCCAAACCCGGCGAUGAGCUCAAGGUGGAGCAGGCCGUGAAAGACUUCAAAUCGCUGAGUCUGCCCAUCAUGCGCUCCUCAGGCUCCGCCUCCACCUUCCUCUUCACCCCCACCGGGGAGAGACCGGACCAGCCGCCCUUCCGCCGGGAGAGCAUGGACAUCCUGGCCCCGGGGCGGAAGCGGAAGAACAUGAACGAGUUUCUGGGCGAUUCCAGCAUCCCAGGCCAGGACCCCCUGCAGCACUUCAGCUGCUCCCUGCCCAGCAAUGGCAUCGAUACGUGGAAGAAUCGGGCCGCCAGUCGCUUCAGUGGCUUCUUUGGCUCCGGCGCUAGCACCGGCCCCUUCGGACGGGAGAUGGACAAGAUGGAGCAGCUGGAGAGCAAGCUGCACAGCUAUAGCAUCUUCGGCCUCCCCAAGCUCCCCCAGCAGCUCCGCUUCGACCAGGACUCCUGGGAGGAAGAGGAGGAUGACACCAGCCUGUGCCUGGAAGACAGCUGGCAGGAGAUCACCGAGGGCACGGAGGCCCUGACGCGCCGGCAGUGCCACCAGCAGGAGGCCGUCUGGGAGCUGCUGCACACAGAAGCCACCUAUAUCCGGAAGCUGAAAGUGAUCACGGACCUCUUCCUCUGCUGCCUGCUGAACCUGCAGGAAUCAGGGCUGCUGUGUGAGGUGGAAGCUGAGCGUCUGUUCAGCAACAUCCAGGAGAUUAUCCAGCUGCACCGGGCCCUGUGGAGCGGCAUCAUGGCCCCUGUCCUGGAGAAGGCCAGGAAGACCAAGGCGCUGCUGGACCCUGUGGACUUCCUAAAGGGAUUCAAAAUGUUUGGCUCCCUCUUCAAGCCCUACGUCCAGUACUGCAUGGAGGAGGAGGGCUGCAUGGAGUACAUGCGCACGCUGCUGCGGGACAACGACCUCUUCCGGCUCUACGUGACGUGGGCAGAGAAGCACAAGCAGUGCAACCGCCUGAAGCUCAGCGACAUGCUGGUGAAGCCGCACCAGCGCCUCACCAAGUACCCGCUGCUGCUCAAGUCGGUGCUGAAGAAAACGGAUGACCCUUGCACCCGGGACGCCAUCAUCACCAUGAUCAAUUCCGUGGAGCGGUUUAUCAACCAUGUGAACUCGCGGAUGCGCCAGCGGCAGGAGCAGCAGAGGCUGGUGGCCAUCCUCAGCCGGAUUGACUCCUACGAAGUGGUGGACAGCAGCACGGAGGAGGUGGAUAAGCUCCUAAAGGAGUUCCUGCACCUGGACCUGACGGCCCCCAUCCCAGGCACCUCCCCUGAGGACACGCGGCAGCUCCUCCUGGAGGGGAGCUUGAAAAUGAAGGAAGGUAAAGACAGCAAGAUGGACGUUUACUGCUUCCUCUUCACGGACCUGUUCCUCAUCACCAAGCCGGUGAAGAAGGCCGAGCGCACCAAGGUCAUCCGGCAGCCCCUGCUCGUGGACAAGAUCAUCUGCCGGGAGCUCAAGGACCCCGGCUCCUUCCUCCUGAUCUAUCUCAACGAGCUUCGCAGUGCCGUGGGAGCCUACACCUUCCAGGCCAGCGGGCAGUCCCUGUGCCGCGGCUGGAUCGAGGCACUGUACAAUGCACAGAACCUCCUGCAGCGGCUGCGUCUCCAGGAGCGGCAGCGUAGCCAGCGGCAGCAUCUGCAGAGCCUGGAGGAGGGAGAGGAUGGGGAGAGCGGGGCCUCGGCAGCCAGCUCGCCCACCAUCCUGCGCAGGAGCAGCAACAGCCUGGACUCCCAGCAAUGCCCCUCCGAUGGCUCCACGGAGACCAUCUCGGUGGUGGUGGUGGAUGCCAGCGAGGAGCUCUCCUUCCCGGACUUGGAAGUGGGGCCAUUCAGCUCGCAGUCGGACGAGACCUCCAUCAGCACCACCGCUUCGUCCACCACCCCAACCCGGGAGCUGUUGGAGGGGGGCGGGGACGGCUGCAGAUCGGCGUCCAUCGACAGCGCCUAUGGCACCCUCUCCCCCACCUCCAUCCAGGAGUUUGCUGAGGCGCAGCAGCUGGAGCCAGGGGUGGAGGAUGGGGGGCCCCCGCACUUGCAGCGUGCCCCCUCGCCCAAGCUGCGCCGCAGGACGCCCGUGCAGCUCCUGCCCUGCAAGGUGAAAGCGCUCAAGUCCAAGUCGGAGGCCAGCCUGCUGCAGCUGAUCCCAGCCUCGCCCCCUCUCGCCCAGAGCAAGAGCCUCUGUGACCUCUUCACGGCUCCGGGCCAGGCCACGUUCCUGGCAGGCCCCAGCCAAGGACUUGCACGGCGCGAGGUCCCGGCUGGCUUCCAGAGGACUAGCAGGGCGGGGGCCGGGAGCGGGGAAGCCCGGUCAGACUGCAGGAGCCUCGGCCUGAGCAUCUGCAGCAGCAGCAGCGGCUCCUCAUCGGAGCUCUCCGAGCCCGAGGAGCUGAUGUGUGCCAAGGGCUUUGCUUACCCAGCCGAGAGCAACGCAACGUCCCCUGCUGCGCCUGGGCAGGGAGCUCCCCCAGCAGGGCCUGAGGGGGCAUCUGCCCCGUGCCGGGCUCCCAGCACCGCCGUGACUGAGCCCCUGGCCCACCAGACACUGUCAGACCCGCAGGCGGCCCAGCACCGCAAGCUGACACUGGCUCAGCUGUACAGGAUCAGGACCACCUUGCUCCUCAACUCCACGCUGACCGCCUCGUAA